This is a messenger RNA of Trichomycterus rosablanca, 2018 nucleotides long. RefSeq lists its product as uncharacterized. The transcript is spliced from 13 exons. Bases 150 to 1847 code for a protein of 565 amino acids. NCBI's taxonomy places the organism in Eukaryota, Metazoa, Chordata, Actinopteri, Siluriformes, Trichomycteridae. The record is from RefSeq and is a predicted model, not a curated record.
UUUAAACCAAUAAAACACCAUUAAUUAUAAUUAAUCAAUCAGAAAAUUACUUAGGACGCGGUAAACACGUUAAUUGGGUUUUACUUAAAGGAAAAAAAACAUCGAAUAUUGAUUAAUUAUUAGCCACCUUUUCAUAACGGUUCCCGGUGAUGAACUGGGUAGGGGGCUGGAGAAGCCGUGUUAUGAAGAGCAGUGACAUGAAAAAACAAAAGGAGUUUUUUGAAAAGAAAAAGAUGGAGAAAAGAAGGAAUGUUCUUGCACCACCACCAUCACCUAAAGGAAAUAACGUCGGAAACAUGGAUCUGCUUACAAUGUUUAUUGUGAACCAAAUUGCAUUAAAGAAAGAACAUCAUUCUUGUAAACUUAAAAUAACACACCUGCCUGAUUCUAAAAAAACACAUAAAUCCAUUGGUGUGGAGCCUCUAGAGCUUCCAAUGAGUCCUUGUUCACCAUCACGCCUGAGCCUUGCACAGAGCGACCCCCAUUACAGUGAAGAUACACUUGGCUGGAAGAAGAGAAAACAACUCCUGGACGAAUACAAGUUCAAGAUGCUGUCCCCUCUGUUGGAGACCAACCUGUCUGAAAACAGUGCUUCAGAGUGUCAGAACCGCGCUCAGGACGGUGCCAGUUCAUUUUCUUCAGCAGUCUCAUCAAAUGUCGUCAAUUUACAGUCCAGACCCACAACACUCAUCCCCUGUCAGCCGCAAUCAGAGCUCUACUGCACAAACACCUCCCAGGCACUGGGGUUGUGUGAUGAUGAUCUAUGGGCAGCUAUGCACGCUCAAACACAGCCCUCUCAGACAAGCCAAGGAGAUCAAGCUCAGUUUGGGAGCAUCUUACAACGCUGCACAGAAGCAAUUGGGCAGUCCAUAAAUAUGACUGGAUACCCCCUUACCACUUCACAGAAGAAUGACCAAGAAGAGCCAUUAUUCUUAGGGUUCAGCACUGAGGAAUUUGGAGAUGAAGGUGUAUUCAGUAAGAAAUCAAGGAAGAUUACUCUUCAGGGCGAGAUUCUUACUUCCCCCACAAAAGCCCAUGAACCACAUAGCGGAGACUGCAAUGCUGAGUUCCUACCUCAGUUUACACAGGGAGUGGAGAAUACGCAGUUGAUGCAGAGCGCUGCUUCCCAUUUGCACUCAUGCUUUCUUGCAGACACUCCAGUAGCCAGGCUGUGCUCACCGGACAGGAGCGCUCCAACAAGAGUGCUAUCAUUCAGCCAGAAUGUGACAUCCAAACCAAUGAUUGGUGACAAAUCUACCAGUAUACGAGACCAGGGGACACAAACUGGACUCGUUUUACCAGCAACAUCUCAAGACGCCUCGGUGCAGUGUUGCCUGUUAAAACCACGCAAGCCACCCGAGCUCAGAUCUGUACUUCACCAUGAAAGAACAUGCAAAGCUCCUGCCACUAGGAGGCAUACAGGUCACAUCAGCAAGAGACAUCAAGCUCCAUCAGACAGCCAUGAAGUGAAUUGGAACACGCCCUGGAUUAUGACGUCAUCAAGGGAGCCCACACAGCGUGGUCCAGAAACAACCAGAGGACGUGGAAGUUCACACAAAGCUGACAGCCAGGCAUGCAUGAGAAAACAACAGUUAUUGCACCACGCCCACACAAACGCUGCAGAACCACAUAAGCAGCUGACAGAAAAUGUUUUGAUGAUAAGAAAGUGUGGAGAUAAUGAGAACAGUACAAAGCAAAGCCCCACUGAAAAUCCUGUGCAGAGUGAGGAACAUGACGGUGGAUUCUUAGCUGAAAGGGGUAAGAACCGGGUCUCAGAGGAGACAGGAGCUCUUCAGGAGAUUGCAGACAUUCUACUCAUGAUGAAGCAGAAAAAUAAGCAGUCAUGAGAAAGUCAGUGUUGGGGGAUGAGUCGGACCCGCUCUUCUGUAUGUUGAAGAUACAGCGGUUGCUAAUUUACUGUUAAUGUUGAGGAAGAAUGUAGUUUCUUAUAUUUGACACUGGCUUCUAGGUAAAGUGUUCUUUAUUAUACAAUACACAGAGAGGAAAAGCUUCUUGAA